Molecule: messenger RNA, 1738 nt
Organism: Medicago truncatula (barrel medic)
Lineage: Eukaryota; Viridiplantae; Streptophyta; Magnoliopsida; Fabales; Fabaceae
Product: lysine-specific demethylase JMJ30
Exons: 6
Coding region: 112-1353 (413 amino acids)
Source: RefSeq, a predicted model, not a curated record
UAGAAAUAUCUCUUGUGUGCUUCAAAUAUCUACGCACUUUACACUUUUUAGCACACACUCUCACUUCACUUUUCAAUUCACUCUUCGGAGCCCCACGCGCCGUCGCAGAAAAUGUCAAAAACCACCUCAUCCAUCAGCGACUCUCUCGAAACACCAACACUCGAUGCAGAAUCUCCCACACUCCUCCACUCCAUCUCAUCCUACGGAGGCUACGCCUACGUUCGUAUGUCCUCCCUCGCUGCCGCCGGCGACAUUCGCGCAGCAGAAGCAGUUCGCGAGAUGGCGUGGGAGCAGCUGCACUCUGGUCCGUGGCACUCGGUGUUGCCGGUGUGGCGUGACGCGUACUCGAUGGCCUGUUUGCAAGUUGCGAAGUGUUGCUAUGAAAAUGGAGAGUUUAAGGAAGCACUUAGGGCUUUGGAUAUGGGGAUUAUUAUGGGUGGGAGUUUGCUUAGGAAGGAUUUGGAUUCUUCUGUUGUGAAGGUUUCGGAGAAAGCGAGGUUGGUUAAGGUUGAUGAUGGAAGGUGUAAAGAUUUUGGUGGCUCUGAGAAUCGACUCGUUGAUCUUGAAUUUGAUGUUUCAAAGGUGCUCCAACUUUUGCCUGUUAAGUCCCUUGCUUCAAAGCUUGUAGUGAAGAGAUCUGCCUUGUCACUGGAGAACUUCCUGAAAGAUCAUUACCUGGCUGGCUCUCCAGUUAUCAUCAGCGACUGCAUGGCGCACUGGCCAGCCAAGAAAAACUGGAAUAAUAUAGAUUACUUGCUAAGAGUUGCUGGUGACCGCACUGUUCCGGUUGAGGUUGGGAAAAACUAUUUAUGUGCAGAUUGGAAGCAAGAGCUAGUUACAUUUUCAGAGUUCCUUGAUCGGAUAAGAUCUAAUGGCUGUUCACCUGGCGGUCCUACAUAUCUUGCUCAGCAUCCCUUGUUUGAUCAGAUAAAUGAGCUUCGGAGAGAUAUCUUUAUUCCUGACUAUUGUUUUACUGGUGGAGGGGAGCUAAGAUCUCUCAAUGCUUGGUUUGGUCCAGCUGGAACAGUAACACCAUUACACCAUGAUCCGCAUCAUAACAUACUAGCACAGGUUGUUGGGAAAAAAUACGUUAGGCUUUAUCCAGCAUCUUUGUCUGAGGAACUUUUCCCCUACUCAGAAACCAUGCUUUGCAAUUCCAGCCAGGUUGAUUUAGAUGACGUUGAUGAGAUGAAGUUUCCUAAGGUGCAAGACUUGGAAUUUGUAGACUGUAUUUUAGAGGAAGGUGAAAUGUUAUAUAUCCCGCCAAAGUGGUGGCACUAUGUGCGGUCUUUAACUACCAGUUUAUCAGUUAGCUUUUGGUGGAGUGACGGUGAAAGUUCAUCUCCGUCUUAAUGUCGUGUUACUUUGAUGUCUACAUUUCAUUAUUAAUAAUGGAGAAGACAAGCAUAUCCUAAGUUGCGUUGCUGAUAUCUAUGUGAUUGAUCCUUUUACAUCCCAAUUACAGCUGUAUCCUCGUGCAUGAACAUCAUUUUCUGCACCUGUUGCCAUCGCCCUAAUAUAUUUAUAUAAGGAAAUGUAUUACAAAGCUACUGAGACAAGCAUUUUGAUAUUUGAGUGGGACUCAAUCUCAUGCCCUUCUAUUACUAUUUAGAAAGGCUGUUGAUUCGCAGUCCUGAAAACUGAAUCAAUGUUCUGUCUAUUUGUAUUUGAUAAUCUUACUAAAAUAUUCAAGCUUUGGCUUGUGUAUGAACCUUUCAUUUGACCAAGUUUUUUUCUA